CCGGAGUGCCAUUGACCACUAUAUCCCACCAAGAAGUAGAUUCGGGAUACUUUGAUAAGAUCCUACCGUCUUUCGGCUGACGAUCCGACAGAUGCGACCAUGAAUUGCACGAUCAGGCCAUCCUCCAAAGCAUCGGCAUGUGGGAACAGUGGUUUUACCGUUGCGCUUCCCCCCACAUCCCCAAACGAGCCGAACGAUUUGCCGUCACGGUCCGUAUUCAGACUUGCCACGCCUGGCUGAACCGUGUAUAUAGACCCCUCGAGUGCUCCAGACUGUCGCUGAAUUCUCUUCCUCCCCAUCUUCUCCAUCCCCAUCACCCAGCUUGUCCUUGAACAACUUCCUCCCCUCACACACAACCGCCAAAAUGUCUGCCGAACCUCGCUGGGACCCCAACUUCACUCCCUAUGUCGUCAACGCCAUGGGCCCCAAGACUCCCGAGCGUGCUCGUGUGAUUCUGGGCUCUCUGAUCAAGCACAUCCACGACUUCGCUCGUGAGGUCGAGCUCACUCCCGCCGAGUGGAUGAUGGGUGUUGAGUUCAUCAACUCCAUCGGCCAGAUCAGCACUCCCAUCCGCAACGAGUGCCACCGUAUCUGCGAUGUUAUCGGUCUCGAGUCCCUUGUCGACGAGAUCGCCAACAAGAUCGUCACCGAGCAGGGUCUCUCCCCCACCUCCAACGUCAUCCUUGGACCCUUCUGGUCUCCCAACGCCCCCUUCCGUGAGCUCGGCGACAGCAUCAUCCAGAACCCCCUCCCCAACGGCCAGGUCACCUGGAUGCACGGCCGCAUCACCGACAUGGAGACGGGCAAGCCCAUUGUGGGCGCCGUCCUCGACAUCUGGCAGGCGUCCGCCAACGCCAUGUACGACUUCCAGGACCCCGAGCAGAGCGAGAACAACCUCCGCGGCAAGUUCCGCACCAACGAGAACGGCGAGUACUUCUGGUACUGCUACCACCCCACCGCCUACUCGCUGCCCACCGACGGACCCGCCGGUGUGCUCCUCAACCUCAUGGACCGCUCCCCCUUCCGCCCCGCGCACAUCCACCUCAUGAUCACCCACCCCGACUACGCCACCAUCAUCAACCAGCUCUACCCCUCCACCGAUCCUUACCUUGACAUCGACUCCGUGUUCGCCGUCAAGAACGAUCUGAUCGUCGAGUUCAAGCCCAAGACCGACGACCCCAAGGCCACCUUGGACCUGGAGUACAACGUCACGAUGGCGCUCAAGAAGCACCACCCCAACCCCAACUCGGCUCCUCCCGUUUCCUCCUUCGAGCGCUUCAACAAGGGCCAGAAGUUGUAAAGCGACGCUGAGCGAGUGGAUCCUGUGCAAAAUGUCUUGUGUAUAUAAAUUUUAGCGAUUGUGGUUUUCUUUUUGAGAUGAAUACCUCGAAUGUUUAUUCCAGCC
Messenger RNA from Aspergillus brunneoviolaceus CBS 621.78, 1405 nucleotides. RefSeq names its product putative catechol dioxygenase. The coding region runs from base 365 to 1300 and encodes 311 amino acids. The transcript has 2 exons. Gene Ontology annotation, molecular function: catechol 1,2-dioxygenase activity; ferric iron binding. The record is from RefSeq and is a predicted model, not a curated record. Gene Ontology annotation, biological process: catechol-containing compound metabolic process. NCBI's taxonomy places the organism in Eukaryota, Fungi, Ascomycota, Eurotiomycetes, Eurotiales, Aspergillaceae.